Molecule: messenger RNA, 5925 nt
Organism: Scleropages formosus (Asian bonytongue)
Lineage: Eukaryota; Metazoa; Chordata; Actinopteri; Osteoglossiformes; Osteoglossidae
Gene: ptch1
Product: patched 1
Exons: 24
Coding region: 402-4898 (1498 amino acids)
Biological process (GO): negative regulation of smoothened signaling pathway
Cellular component (GO): plasma membrane
Molecular function (GO): hedgehog receptor activity; smoothened binding; hedgehog family protein binding
Source: RefSeq, a predicted model, not a curated record
AUGGAGAGAAGCUCUUUUUUUUCCUCCACUAUUGAAUCCCGCAGCUCGCCGAGUCCCGCGGCCCGAGGAGCACCAUAUUGCACGCAGAAUGGUCGGACGCUCGAGCGAUCGGAGCUGCACGUUUGUACGAGGAGCUCGUUCUUCCCCUUUCCUCUCGUAAUACGGCAAGGCUCGAGAGAGAACGCAGGUCUUGAAUGCGGGAAACAGCGGAGACCCCCCGGACCACGCAAUGUUGGAAUGGAAGGCGCAGAUUCUGAGUCGCCGUCCCGAACAGGAGCAUGAAGGACUUUGCGGGUCUGCGAGCGCCGAGAGUGAAACUUUGUUGCGCCGGAACGUCAAGAAACGCGCUGGGAGGAAUAUAAGAGUGCGGAUAUCAGGACGCACAGCCCAGUCUCUGCACCAUGGCCUCGGCUGUUAGCGCGUCUCCCGAGCAGGAGAGCGGGGAGCCCGAGCGGCCGAGGGGAGCGCGCCGGAGACGGGGGACCUACCGCACCUCGGCGGCGGCGGUGGCGGCGGUGGAUCCCGAGUAUCUGCAGCGUCCGAGCUACUGCGAUGCGUCGCUCGCGCUGGAACAGAUAUCGGAGGGCACGGCGGCCGGACGGAGGGCUCCGCUGUGGCUCCGGGCCCGUUUCCAGGCGCUGCUCUUCAGACUCGGCUGCUACAUCCAGCGGAACUGCGGCAAAUUCCUGGUCGUGGGGCUCCUCGUGUUCGGCGCGUUCGCCGUGGGCUUGAGGGCGGCCAACCUGGAGACGGACGUGGAGAAGCUUUGGGUUGAAGUGGGCGGUAGGGUGAACCAGGAACUGAAAUACACGCGGCAGAAGAUGGGCGAAGAGGCAAUGUUCAGCCCCCAGCUGAUGAUCCAGACCCCACGAGAAGAAGGCGCCAACGUUCUGACCGCGGAGGCAUUGCGUCAGCACCUAGACUCUGCCCUCAAGGCUAGCAGAGUGCACGUUUACAUGUAUAAUAGGCAGUGGAAAUUGGAGGAUUUAUGCUACAAAUCAGGAGAACUCAUUACUGAAACAAAUAUUAUAGAUCAGAUCAUUGAAAGAUUGUAUCCUUGUCUGAUAAUCACACCAUUGGAUUGCUUCUGGGAAGGUGCCAAACUACAGUCAGGAAUAGCCUACCUCCCGGGCAAGCCGCCGGUGCAGUGGACGAACUUUGACCCCAUGGAGUUCUUGGCAGAGCUGAAGGGCCUGAAGGGGUUGAAGGAUCAGAAAGGGCUGAUGGACACGGUGGACAGCUGGGAGGAUCUUCUGGUCAAGGCGGAGGUGGGCCACGGCUACAUGGACCGGCCAUGUCUGAACCCCGCUGACCCAGACUGUCCCCUCACGGCACCAAACAAGAACUCCACACGGCCCUACGACAUCGCCCAUGCGCUCAACGGCGGCUGUCACGGCCUCUCCAGGAAAUACAUGCACUGGCAAGAGGAGCUCAUCGUGGGCGGGACCUCCAAGAACGGGAGCGGGAGACUCCUAAGUGCUCAGGCCCUGCAGACCAUGUUCCAGCUGAUGACCCCCAAGCAAAUGUUUGAACAUCUGAAGGGGUACGAGGUUGUCUCCCACAUCAACUGGAACGAGGACAAGGCAGCCGCCAUUCUGGAAGCCUGGCAGAGGAGAUAUUCCGAGGCCGUGCAGCAGAGCGUGUCCGUCAACUCUUCGCAGAAGGUGCUUUCUUUCACGACUACUACUUUGGAGGACAUCCUGAAGUCCUUCUCUGACGUCAGCGUGAUCCGCGUGGCCAGUGGCUAUCUGCUCAUGCUGGCCUACGCCUGCUUGACCAUGCUGCGCUGGGAUUGUGCCAAAUCCCAGGGAGCCGUGGGCCUGGCGGGGGUCCUGCUGGUGGCGCUGUCCGUCGCGGCAGGGCUGGGCCUGUGCUCUCUCCUCGGCAUCUCCUUCAAUGCCGCCACGACUCAGGUUUUGCCCUUCCUUGCCUUGGGAGUCGGCGUCGACGACGUCUUCCUCCUGGCUCACGCCUUCAGCGAAACGGGUCAGAACAAGAGAAUCCCCUUUGAGGACCGCACAGGGGAGUGUUUGAAGCGGACAGGGGCCAGCGUGGCUCUCACCUCCAUCAGCAACGUGACGGCAUUCUUCAUGGCUGCGCUCAUCCCCAUCCCAGCACUCAGGGCCUUCUCCCUGCAGGCCGCGGUGGUGGUGGUCUUCAACUUCGCCAUGGUGCUGCUCAUUUUCCCCGCCAUCCUUAGCAUGGACCUCUACCGCCGUGAAGACCGCCGCUUCGACAUCUUCUGCUGUUUUGUCAGUCCAUGUGCUAACCGGGUGAUCCAAAUGGAGCCGCAGGCAUACGUGGACAGCGUGGACGGCAGCCACUACAGUCCGCCCCCUUCCUACAGCAGUCACGGCUUCGCCCAGCAGACGCAGAUCACCAUGCAGUCCAUGGUGCAGCUGCGCACCCAAUACGACCCGCGCACGCAGGCCUACUACACCACAGCUGAGCCACGUUCAGAGAUCUCCGUCCAGCCCGUCGCCGCCGCCGGCCCAGCCAACCUCAACCUCAACAACAACAAUGGUAGCUCUUCGGGUCCGAGCAGCUCCGGGAACGCCCCUCGCUCCCCGGGCGGCGCCUCCUCGCUGGACCCCGGGAGCUGCCAAAGUCCCGAGAGCAACAGUUCGACUAGGGACCUCCUGUCCCCUGGUUCGGAUCCUGCCCUGCGCUGCAUGGAGCCUCCCUGCUCCCGCUGGACCUUCUCCUCCUUUGCCGAGAAGCACUACGCUCCCUUCCUGCUUCAGCCGACAACCAAGGUGGUGGUGAUUCUGCUAUUCUUGGGCCUGCUGGCGAUCAGCCUGUAUGGGACCACGCGGGUGCGGGAUGGCCUUGAGCUCACCGACAUUGUACCGCGGGAGACCAGAGAGUAUGACUUCAUCGGGGCCCAGUUUAAGUACUUCUCCUUCUACAACAUGUACGUGGUGACGCAGAAAGCCGACUACGCCCGCAUCCAGGGCACGCUAUACGAGCUGCACCGCCGCUUCGGCACCGUCAAGUACGUCCUGCGUGAGGACAACGGCCAGCUGCCCCGCAUGUGGCUGCACUUCUUCCGGGACUGGCUGCAGGGUCUCCAGCAGGCGUUUGACCGGGACUGGGAAGCAGGGAAGAUCACUCAGGCCAGCUACAGAAAUGCCUCCGAUGACGGGGUCCUUGCCUACAAGCUCCUGGUGCAGACCGGACGAAGGGACAAGCCCGUCGACCUCAACCAGCUGACCAGGCAGCGUUUGGUGGAUGCCGACGGCGUCAUUAACCCCGCAGCCUUCUACAUCUACCUGACCGCCUGGGUCAGCAAUGACCCCGUGGCCUACGCCGCCUCCCAGGCCAACUUCAGGCCACACCCCCCAGAGUGGCUCCACGACCGCACCGACUCCAUGCCCGAGACCCGGCUCAGCAUUCCCGCUGCAGAGCCGAUCGAAUACGCACAGUUCCCCUUCUACCUCAAUGGCCUCCGAGAGACGGCGCAGUUUGUGGAGGCUAUCGAGAGUGUGCGGGCCAUCUGCAGCAACUACAGUCGCCAGGGGCUGCCCAGCUACCCCAACGGAUACCCCUUCCUCUUCUGGGAGCAGUACGUGAGCUUGCGCCACUGGCUGCUGCUCUCCAUCAGCGUGGUGCUAGCCUGCACCUUCCUGGUGUGCGCGCUCUUCCUGCUCAACCCCUGGACCGCAGGCAUCAUUGUCCUGGUCCUCGCCCUGAUGACCAUCGAGCUCUUUGGUAUGAUGGGAUUGAUCGGAAUCAAGCUGAGCGCCGUCCCUGUCGUCAUUCUGAUCGCCUCUGUGGGCAUCGGGGUGGAGUUCACAGUUCAUGUAGCAUUGGCCUUCCUCACGGCUAUUGGUGACCGGCACCGGAGAGCGCUCCUGGCCCUGGAGCAUAUGUUUGCUCCGGUUCUGGACGGGGCGCUCUCCACCCUCCUUGGUGUCCUCAUGCUGGCUGGCUCGGAGUUCGACUUCAUCGUCAGGUAUUUCUUUGCUGUGCUGGCCAUCCUGACCAUACUGGGUGUCCUCAACGGCCUGGUGCUCCUUCCCGUUUUGCUGUCAUACUUUGGCCCAUAUCCCGAGGUGUCUCCUGUUGACGGGCAGAACCAGCUGCCUAUGCCUCGGCUGAACCCGCCCCCUCGCGUGGUGCAUUUCGCCGCGCAGCCUUGCCGCAGCGCCACGGGAACCGGCUCGGACUCAUCGGACUCCGAGUACAGCUCCAACACCACGGCGUCUGGCCUCAGCGAAGAGCUGCAACAGUGCAACGCGUGGCCCGCCAGGGGUGGCCAUGUCUGGCGGGAGGUUCCAAGGCAGUACAUCUCUCCCCGUAGGCCUGGGGGCCAACCCGCCGGCAGAGUGAGACCGACAGAACGCCAGCUCUUUCCCAUGUCCACGCACAUUCAUCGAGACAGCAGGCAGCAGCAUCAGAGACCCCACCCUAGGGAGGGGCCCCAGCCCGCACGGCGGUGGGAAACGGGGAGGGCGAGCCAGCAGCAGCCACCACCCCCUCGCAGGCCGCGCACAGACGCUUUCGAAACUGCCGCCGAUUGCGGCGGCAAUUCUGCCUCCAGCCACAGAGACCGCACAGGGCAGCGUUCCCGCUCCCACAGCUCGCGCACCCAUGCUUCUUUUGCUACCCCCGGACCCACCUACGGCCAGCCCAUCACCACGGUGACAGCCUCUGCUUCCGUGACUGUGGCGGUCCACUCGGCCCAUCCAGCCCAGAACCCCACCUACUUGACGUUCUCCUCACCAGAUGGGUAUCAGCCUGCCAAUGCCGCUGACCCUGAACCUCCCUUCUCGGACCCCCACGUGCCUUUUGAGGGGUUCUCUGAUGAGAAGGACUCAAAGAUGGAGGCAGUCGAACUGCAGGAUGUGGAAUGUGAGGCUCACACUGAGUACAACAGGAGGAGGUCAGAUAGCUGAGUGAGUAUAUGGCGAUACUGCAAGGCCAAAGACUGGACCUCCUCCUGAUUGACAACAAGGAGGCAGAGCAAGGCACGCAGAUGCAGAAGAGCAGCACUGCUGGGUGUUACAUUUUUACUGUAGCUUGUAAUAUUAUUUGAUACUUUUAUAAAUAUUUAAAAACUGUAUACUUGUAAAUACAACAAAAGAGCUAUAACUUAGGAGCAGUUCAACUGUUCAAUAGCCCGGGAUAUUCUGCGCGCGCGUGCGUGCGUGUGUGUGCGUGUGUGUGCGUGUGUGUGCGUGUGUGUGCGUGUGUGUGCGUGUGUGUGUGUGUGUGUUAGAGCGUGAGAACUUUUCAAUUCCUCUAUCUUUGCCACGAGAAAGCUACAUCCACACAAACGUUUCAGCAUAUAUUUUUUGCUGCUUAAAAAAUGUAUAAUUGUAUAAUUCUAUGCAAAUAUUGCUUAUAUGUGAUAUGAGUGUGUUUGCCUGGAUGAGGUGUGUAUGUUAAAGCCCUGACAUGGAACCGAUAUCUGGCAAAGUAGCACAGUUCACCUUUUCUUCCAAUGCACAACAAAAGUGCAGUUAAGGAAUCUGUGGUUUAUCUGAAAUAAUGUGAUGUUCCCACACUUGAGAAAUUAAACAGCGAAACUCUCAGUGAAUCGGUACCCAAAAGCUGGAAGUCGGGGGGAGAGGUAUCGUUUGAUACGCAAGAGAAGCGUAACAUUUCGACUAGAAUUGAUAGGACUUUCAGUCUGUAAACCACUAGAUUCCACAGACCGGUGAUAAAUACUGUAAAGUUACAUGUAAAAAGCAGACUCAGGAUGCCCAUUGACAGGAGAAAAUGUUUCCUUCCUCUUGUCAGCUUUUCCAUUAGUACUGUUGCCCAAUGUUUUUGAUACUUCUGUAGAAAUAUGGUAGUUCAUAUUUAAAAUGCUUUAAGACUAUUAUUUCGGAUGUUCCGCGUGAGAGAACGUACACGUACGGCUUAAAAAUAUUUCAUGUAGGGCUUUAGCCUGUGUGUGUGUGUGUGUGUGUGUGUGUG